This is a messenger RNA of Sitodiplosis mosellana (orange wheat blossom midge), 1967 nucleotides long. RefSeq lists its product as uncharacterized. The transcript has 2 exons. Bases 332 to 1882 code for a protein of 516 amino acids. The record is from RefSeq and is a predicted model, not a curated record. NCBI's taxonomy places the organism in Eukaryota, Metazoa, Arthropoda, Insecta, Diptera, Cecidomyiidae. Gene Ontology annotation, molecular function: metal ion binding.
GACUACGUUCAUUUGGUGCUGCUUUGAAACGUUUAAAGUGCAUUUUCAUAAAUAAAAUUGCAAAUUUGAUGUGAAAUAUUGAAAAAAUAACAACUUGCAAUUAAAUUUAUUGAAAGAAAUCUAAAAUUAUCGAUAUAGUGCAUUGAUUGGGUGGUUUGCGAGAUGUCAAAAAUCGCAAAUGUGCUGGAUGCCGUACUUGUCAAAUCUAACGUCAUGUGAACUAAAUACCGAUAAAUGUGUUUUUAUUUACCUGAAACAACAGAUGAAACGUGCCGAGGAAUAAGAACUUAUCGCAUUCAUCUGUUAUUGAACUGGAUUUAGAUCGAGGAAUAUGGACGCCGAAUCGGAAUUGAACUUGUACAAUCAUGUGAACUUUUUGGCCACAACAUCUAAGCCAAAUAAAAAAUCCGCAAACCGUAAGAAUCGAAGUGUUCAAAAUGAAAGAACGCUCAAGUCGUUUCCAAAGCCACAGUCGCAGCAGAAUGCAAGAGCGAAGAAAAACAUUAAUAAGUUUCAAUCCAAGCCAUACCAAGGUUCAAAUGCAUCCACAAAGCAGAAAUCAUUGAAUAAUGUCCGUCGGAUACAAUUCAAACUCAGUGCCAAUGAGUUGUUAUUCUUCCCAAAGCGCUAUAAUCCAAGGCCUGAGCGUUCAGCGACAACAGUUCCCAAUGAUUUGAUGCGCAAGAGUAAUUACCUGGCGAAAGUGAGUGUGAUGUCAACUGAAAAACAACGAAAAUUGCGAUCGGAACAAGAUGCACGAUAUUUAAAUAAGCCAGCAACGAUACCAGAUGUUACUGAAGAUGAGGAAAAGGCAUUAUGCUAUGAUCACCUGGUUGGGCGAUGCAAUUCACAAUCAUAUUGUGGUAGAUAUCAUCAAUUGCGAAAUCCACGAAUUUUCGGUGUUUGUAAAUACUACCUAUCCGGAUGUUGCACCAAUGGUGAUUUAUGUCAAUUUAUGCAUGAAGAUUAUCCAUGCCGAUUUUACUAUUUGGAUAUCGACCAUCCAAAGGGAAUAGAUGAAGAAAACUGUCGGUUUAAGCACGGUGGACCACUUCCAAAGCGACUUUAUUAUAAUUUUAAGAAACAAAUCGGCAUGUGGGCAAAAGAAAUUACCAAAGAAAAACCAGAGAACUUUGAUAGUGUGUUGAUGGAUUAUAUAGAAAAAUUUGAAACAAAACAUGAAAAAUUAGAAGAAGAAUAUGGCGUUCAGAACGAUGAACCUUCAACAGUAACGUCAGAGGAUGAUCGAUUUUCAAUUGAGUCAAUUCUCUCGAGUAAACAAUUAAAAGCGUUAGCAGAAAAGAAUAUCACAACUGCAGCACAGAUUAAUCAAGGUCCCAUUGAUGAUUUAAUUGACUUGGGAUUGACAAUGGAUCAAAUUUAUACAAUAACUACAAAUACAUGCAAUGAAAGCGAUCAAUCUCAAGUAACGGGUGAAGAUUUUAUAGAUCAUAAUGUAAAUGAUGAUGUUAUGGGGUUGGAUAUAGUGUUAGGUGGCUCCAAUAAUUCAAUUGGUAGCUCAACUAAUGUACUAGAUUGUGUAAGUAACGCAUUAGACAGCUCAACUGAUGUCGAUUCUCAAGAGAUUCAAUCCAUUGGAGAUUUAGAUGUAGAUUCACUGCUUGGUUUUGCACAGAUUGAAAUGAAGGAAGCUGAACAGUUUCUACAGACCAAACAAAGCAUAUUUUUAGGUGGUCAAAGACCAACAAAUGAAUGUUUAACUUUAGAAAAGAAAAAUUCAACAGAUCAACUUGUAACCGUAUUCAAAACCAAAUCAGAGGCCUGUAAAACUGAAAUGAUCAAUCAAAAGCAAAACUUCAACUCAGAUAAUUCAGAUGACAGUGAUAGUGAAUUUAGUUUAAUAAUUAACGAGGAUGUUUAACAAAUGUUUGGUAAAUUUUAUUUUGGAUUGACAUAUUGUUACAUUUUAUUCUGAAUAAACGGUAUAACUUAAAAAUGAGAUGAAA